This is a messenger RNA of Penicillium cosmopolitanum, 1248 nucleotides long. RefSeq names its product putative endo-1,3(4)-beta-glucanase. NCBI's taxonomy places the organism in Eukaryota, Fungi, Ascomycota, Eurotiomycetes, Eurotiales, Aspergillaceae. The record is from RefSeq and is a predicted model, not a curated record. The coding region runs from base 1 to 1248 and encodes 415 amino acids. The transcript has a single exon.
AUGGUUCUCGACGAUACUUUCCGUGAGGAAAGUGGGAAUCCCAGGGGUAUUACCUCAACCGCCAAUCCUCAACUCAGCGAGAACCCCGCUCUCAUACAUAGCAAUCCGGUGCGCGUGCGGCCAGAGCUUCUUGUGAGGCCCGACCCUAUCACAUUGUAUCUCGGCUUCUGGGGUACCACGAUUUGGAAAUUAAGUCUCGCAGGGGAGUUGGCUCAUGAUGUUGAGAGAUUUUGGGUCGCAUCGGGUCGCAUCCCAACGCAAGACGAAUUCGAUGUCUUUACCGCAGCAGGAUCUCGAGCGAUUUACACCAAAGACUUGGCGUUCCCAAUGACUUAUUUUCUCGGCUCGUCAUAUCUAUUUUUGGGAGCACGCAAAUCGCCCUAUUAUCCCAAGAAACCCACGCUUGCCAACUUUUUCACUGGGCUGAAUGGGUUUCGUCUCAACGACCCGGCAGGUUUCAGGACAAUGCUCGGUCAAAAAUGCUUUAUGAUGCUUUUCAUCCUCACUACAAGCAGUCUCACCACGCGAUUUGCUGCGGCGUUUAGAUAUGCUCAAGAUUUGCAAGACCCGCGUUUGAGCGGAUAUAACUCAGCUAUGGAGAAUUCGACACCGGAAGAUAUACAAACGAGAAAGCGCGCACUUUCGAAUGAUCGCCACAGACGUAUGAAAACUCUCGAUUAUGGUUUUGCCGGUCGAAUUUUAGAGGACCUGGGCUAUACUCGCUAUGGUAUCACUGGCCAAGGAGAGAAGGGUCAGUCUAGGGAUGAUAGUGCCUCAUCAGCGACGGUUUCAUUCGAGGAUGAAACGGCAUACGGUACGAAUCCAAAUGGCCAGGAUGCCUCUGUCCCUCAGUCUUCGUAUGGCUCCGCGCAGAACUCGGGCAAUGGGUCUUCUCAAUCAGACUCCAAGUUGGACUUUUUCGGCUCUAACGACGAGGAUGAUGCAAGCCCUACUGCACCGGAAUACCGGAAUACCAGCAUGACUGGAACGUCCACGGGUAGUGCCUGGGAUCGUAUCCGACGACAGAAUUCAGCACAGGGCUCCCGACCAGCAGCACCUCGUCAAUGGGGCCAAGCACAAGCACAGAGCGAUACCGGGUCGACAAACGAUUCCCUUCCUAUUGAUCAGGAUCGGUAUGACUAUGAUCGAAGACGUGAAAAAGACCAAGCCCAGGCCGAAUUUGACAAGAUGAUGGAUGCGGAGCGAAACGCGUCGAGUGAGGGACCGUCCCGCGGUCGUAACUGGUGA